AUGUCGUCCAAGCAAUUAAACGUAGCUGAGCAAGAACCCCCCUCCCAGCGAGCAAAACGCUCAUGGGAGGCCCAAUACCAAGAGCACCAAAACGCAAAACGCCUCGCCUCGCUCGAAAAAGUCGAAACUUGGCUCAAGGCGCAACAAUGCGAUGACAUCCUCGACCUCAUUGAGAACCAAGAAGGCACCAGCGAACUGAUCGCCCGCGCCAACGCCCAGAUUCGGCUCAUGGCCGAGGCCUGCGACGCGGGUCGAUUGGACGAGGCUGAACGGCUCCGUGCGGAUAUGAUGGCUGGUCUCUGCGAUUGGUUGAGGAAGCAUGCGCAGGAUUCGGGAAUGGACGCUGAUAGAGUGGAGUUUGUUUUUAAUCUUACGGGGAGGUUUGUUAGGGAUAACUAG
Messenger RNA from Aspergillus calidoustus, 399 nucleotides. The record is from the annotation of a GenBank genome assembly. NCBI's taxonomy places the organism in Eukaryota, Fungi, Ascomycota, Eurotiomycetes, Eurotiales, Aspergillaceae.